AUGGAAGGGACAUCGACCACAUUGAGCACGACUACUAGCACUGUCACUACGACAGCGUCUACCAGCUCACCCGAGCUCAACGAUUGUGCCGACUUCUUCAACGUCUACAACGGAUGGUAUAACUUCUACGAGCACAAGUUCCACCCUGUCCACAACAGAUGGAACCGGCACUACGGAGACGAGCUCAUCGAUGUCCACAACAGAUGGCACAAGCUUUGCGAGCACGAGUUCCACCCAGUCUACAGCAGAUGGUACCACCACUACGAGCAUGAGUAG
Molecule: messenger RNA, 276 nt
Organism: Exophiala dermatitidis NIH/UT8656
Lineage: Eukaryota; Fungi; Ascomycota; Eurotiomycetes; Chaetothyriales; Herpotrichiellaceae
Exons: 2
Coding region: 1-276 (91 amino acids)
Source: RefSeq, a predicted model, not a curated record